UGUAUUGGUCGAAAUACGAAAGAUAACCUAUUCGACAAUUGUCAAAAUCAUAUGAGAGAAUUCAGGCGAAAAUUUGUGUUGGAAGCAUUAAAUAUAUAUAACGUUAUGAUAAAUUAAUAUUUUUUAAUGUUUUAAUAAUAUACAAUUUUGAUAAUAUCAUUAUUAUUAAAUAUGAGGUUCUGUUUAUAACGUCAAUUAGAUAUAAUUAUAUACUCAACAGAUUAUUCUUACUUCUCCAGAAAGUGAUUUUAAUAAGAGCUGUAUAUUUACGAUGUUGACUAUAUUGUCUAAAUGAAUAUGUUAUGAAAAUUGUUUAUUUGAAUUAUUAAAAAAAUUACGUGUAAUACGAACUCGGUCGAUAAAUAGUAACAUAAUCAGAAGCUCUUAUAAGAUACCAAAACGAAGCAAAUACAUAUUAUUGUGAUAACAUAGUUUAUCUACAUUCUUCACUUAUUUAUCGAAAUAAUUAAAAAUGGUAGAAAAAAGAUGUGCCGCCAAAAUGUGUUUUAAUAGUACACGGGAUGUACCUCAAAUACAAUUCUUCACAUUUCCUACAAAACAAGAAUAUGCUCGCGUUUGGGCAGAAGCAUGUGGUAUACCAGAAUUAAUUCAUAAAAAUAAAACUUCUCUUAAGAGAUAUGUACUCUGUGGUGAACAUUUUGAAGAUCAUUGGUUUAUGGAUCCUGAAUGUAAGACUGCAUUUAUUAAAACUGAAGUACCUAUACCCACAAUAUUUAAGAAUAAUUUGAAAGAAUGUAUAUCACGGCAAACUAAUGCUUCAAUUGACACAAAUAUUUCGAAAAAAGAAAAUCCUAUGACAAGUUUAAAGGAUAAUGUUACAAAUAUUGCAGAAGAAAUUAAACAGUCGAAUAUAAAUCUGUCAGUGGAAGAUAACAAAUCUUUAUGUCCUGUGUCACUGAUAAAUGAUAUUGUGAGUAAUGUCGAAGAUAGCACAAUAUCUAUAACCACAGAAUCACAGAAUGACAAUACUCUACAAGAAGAAGUAGAAGAAUUGUGUCGCCUUUGUGCAUUGCCUACAUCAAGUAAUAUGCUUCGUUCUAUUUAUGAUGAUAAUAUAGAUAAUAAAAUUAAUACAAUCUUACCACUUCAAUUAGAAGUACAUAAAUAUGAUGGUUUACCUCAAGAGAUUUGUCACUUAUGCGCACAUAAAGUCACAUUAUGUUAUGAUCUUAUCCAACAAUUUCUCGAUGCAAAUUCUAAGUUAUUAAUGCAUAGAAAUGAAAGAGAGGAGGUUGAACAAGCUGAAGAUACCUUAUUUUCAACUACAUUAUCUGAAGGAUCGCUGUUUUCAGGAGCAGGACUUAUACGUGAUAAUACUCAUUCAGAUCAUGAUAAUUAUCAAAAUUUAGAAAAAAGUUAUCAUGCAUAUGCUCCAACACACAAAAAUAAAUCCGAUAUUAAAGAUGAAAGAGAAGUUAAAAAUAAUUCUGCACAUUAUACAGAGCAUUCAUACAAUUUACCUCUGAAAAAUAUUCCUGAAAGGACAAAUAUGUUACAUCAAUUAGAUGAAAUAAAGAUUGAAAAUAAAAAUAAAUACUUAAAUAUUGAUAAUUCAUCAAAUGAUAUACAUCAUAAUAUUAUUAAGAAAAAAAUAGAUAAUAAAAUUAAGUAUAAUUGCAAAACUUGUAAUAAAAUGUAUAAUACCAAUUCUGAAUUAUGUAGACAUAAUGAAACACAUAGAGAAGAGAACAAAUUUUAUUGUGCACAUUGUCCAAAAAGUUUUCGUGUCAAAUCAUUAUUAAAGCAACACAUGUGUUCACACUCUGGCAUUAGACCAUAUGUUUGUGAUAUAUGUGGGGCAAGUUAUAAUAGACGUGGAAAUAUGGGUCAACAUAGAAAAACACAUUUUGUUAUUGAAAAUGGAGAGCCACGUUUAGUCAAAGAAGGUAUCAGAUGUAGUAUUUGUAGAAAAAAAGUAAAAUCUCUUCUUAUGUUGAAAUAUCAUCUUGCAAAACACAGUGGUGAAAAGAAAGCGUAUGUGUGUACUGUCUGUGGAAAAUGUUUUAGUACAGGAAGUCAAUUAAAGGUACAUCAAUUUCUUCAUACUGGAGAAAGACCAUAUACCUGCUCUGUAUGUGGCAAAGGUUUUCGAACAGAAGCAAUCAUGAAGCAGCAUUAUUUGGCUCUUCAUACAAAUGACUAUCCACAUGAAUGUCCAUUUUGUGACAGGAAAUUUAAGCGUCUACAAUCAUUAAUUGUACAUAAAAGGACUCAUACUGGAGAGCGACCUUAUCCCUGUCCAAUAUGUGGUCGUGCAUUUGCUCAAAAAGGAGAUAUGAUGAAACAUACGAAGAUUCAUAAUCCAAAUGCAGAUAAUAAGCGCGUUAAAAAUGAAAAUAGUUAUCUUGAAAUGCAAGUUAUUGAAGAUAACAAAAUUCAAAUUGGAUCAUCAAUAUCAGAAGAAAUAACGAUAUUUGAGAUAGAAGAUGAUGGACUAUCGAAUGAGUUUAAUCAAGCAAAUUUAAACAAGUAACAAUACUCUUGGUAAUGUAGUAUCCAUUAGAUUUAAUAAAUGAACGUGUAUAUUAGAACAAAAAUGAAGAGAUGAAAUCGUGAUGACAUAUUCUUUCAUCUAUCAUUUAAUCUAAUUUCAUAUGAAAUUAAAAAAAAAAUCUCUAAUUAAAUAUAAUUAUUAAAAAUGUAUAAUAAUGUAAUAUUAAUUAUAUAUAAUAUAUCUCUCAUAUAUUCUUUCUUAUGU
Messenger RNA from Vespa velutina, 2719 nucleotides. RefSeq names its product zinc finger and SCAN domain-containing protein 23-like. The record is from RefSeq and is a predicted model, not a curated record. Gene Ontology annotation, biological process: regulation of transcription by RNA polymerase II. Gene Ontology annotation, cellular component: nucleus. Gene Ontology annotation, molecular function: DNA-binding transcription activator activity, RNA polymerase II-specific; RNA polymerase II cis-regulatory region sequence-specific DNA binding; zinc ion binding. Bases 473 to 2494 code for a protein of 673 amino acids. The transcript is spliced from 6 exons. NCBI's taxonomy places the organism in Eukaryota, Metazoa, Arthropoda, Insecta, Hymenoptera, Vespidae.